AUGAAAUUGGAGAACGUUGAUGUUGCUAAAUUGCAACUUACUGAUUUACCAAAAUUUGACAAAUGUCCCUGUGAACUAUGUGAUGAUGGUUGUUUUGAUCGUGCAGGUUAUGAACAUCACCCUGAAUGCAAGCGAAAACUAGUACAACGAACAAAAUUACCAUUAUCACUUCGUUGUCCUCUUUCACAUUAUCAAGCAACAUUUCAAGCAGCAGCAAAUGUAUCCGGUGGAUCAACAGAUCAUCGUCGUCAACCAUGUCCUCCUGCUCCUGAUAAUGAAAUACCGAUAUCGUUUAAAAACGCACCAAUGACUGGUCUUAGUUCACAGAGGGAUCAUUAUCAACCUCCACCAUUAAGCAAUAUUAAAAAUCCUUCGACUAUGCAUAUGAAACCGGCAUUUCCAAUGGAAACUCAAAGUCAAUAUCAACUUGAAUAUGUUGAAAAACCUAUUAUGCCAAUUGCACUUCGUCCAUUAAAAGAUUCUCAUAUUAAUCUCAGUGAACCAACAGCACCAUUAUCAUCUCAAACAACAACUCGAUCACAUUUUAAACCAUGGCAUUCAGCACGAUCACAACCAUAUGCUGAAUUACCUCCUGUUGCAGGUCAUGUUCUUUUUCCUGGUUCAAGCCGUUCUUUUAGUACCUCAACAGGAAGUACAUUUCAACCAUUUCCAAAAACAUCAAAUGUAAAACCUAUUCCUCGACUUGAAAAUCGAGAAAAUCUUAAAGUUUCUGGUUCAAUGGAUUUACGUACAAUGUAUCGUGAAAGUUAUAUUCCACAUGAACCAUUAUCAGCACGAAGUGCACCAACUGAAAGAAAAGAUAAAUCAAAAGAAGAAAAAGUAUAUACACGUCGUCCAAUGUAUGCUAUAACACAAACAAGUGUAGAUUAUCGUCCUUAUCCAAAUCAUCGACCAUCACCACCAGCUGAUAUGGAACCAUUUGUAUCUCAAAUUAAUUUAGGCAAUUCAUUGACACCAGCUGUAACUAAAAGUCAAUAUCGUACUGAUUAUGCAGGUAUUGAUACAAGUAGAUAUCCUCGUGAACCAGCUGCACUACCAAAAGAUAAAAAACCUUAUGUUGCACCGAUACAAAAGAUGGAUACAAUGUCAGUAACACAAAGAGAUUUUCAACCAUUAGAUAUAACUGCUUUACCACGUAUUCGUUUAAUACCAAUGAGGACAACAUUAUCAGUUAAUGACAAACAAGUUCCUAUGGAAAGUGUAACAACGUCUCGAUAUCAUUUUCAACCAUAUGACUCUAUAAAAUCCAAUCGAAAAUAUGGUGAACCAUUGCCUAGUAUUUAUAUACCACCAACAAGUAAAUUUGAAGGUUUAACAACAACCAGUGAAACAUAUAAAGGCCAACCAGGCCAACGAGCACGUGCUUAUAUGCCUGAAAUUAAAAUGAUUAAUCAAAUGGGAGAACAUGAUCAUAGAACAAAUUAUCGAGUUGAUUAUCAUCCACAUGGUUUAACAUUAUGUGCUGCUAAAGCUUAUGCAAUGGCUCAACAUAAACAAAAACCUACAACGCCAAUUUCUGCUCAAUAA
Molecule: messenger RNA, 1548 nt
Organism: Rotaria sp. Silwood1
Lineage: Eukaryota; Metazoa; Rotifera; Eurotatoria; Philodinida; Philodinidae
Source: the annotation of a GenBank genome assembly